Messenger RNA from Symbiodinium sp. CCMP2456, 1017 nucleotides. NCBI's taxonomy places the organism in Eukaryota, Dinophyceae, Suessiales, Symbiodiniaceae. The record is from the annotation of a GenBank genome assembly.
AUGUAUUUGCAUUAUGAGCGGUGCUUCACGUGCGAUGAGGGGGAAGGAUUUGCUUUCCGUUGCUGCCACUGUGACGGGUGUGAUAAGCCUCAACGGUACGUGGUAUGCCGGGCAUGUGCUGCCGACACGCAGUGCCGUCUCUGCGGUGCUGUGGGUGGGUACUUGACUGGUGAUGAUGAUUAUGAUGUUGACAGCCAGGAUUCGACACAUGGUGGUUUCAGCUACCGAGAUGAGGUUGACAGUCAGGACUCGACGUCCGAAGCACUGAGCUGCAGAGAUGAUAGCGACGCGGCAUCCUUGUUUUCCGAUCCAGACUUGGACUUGGAUGAUGAUUUUGACACAGAUGCCAAGUGCUACAUGCCGGACACGGAGUUCGAACUGGCGGAUGGGAACUGGAUCAAGGUCCAAGAUCUUCAGCCUGGCAUGAUAGUCUUCUCCCACGGUGCACAGCCCAUCAAGGUGCAUGCGGUUAGUUCGCACAACACCAUUGACACGGCCGGCAUGCUUUUGACCGGCCACGGCCACUGUUUCCAAAUCCCACUUUCGGUGGACCAUAGGGUCGUUAUUCCGCGUGGCCAGUACAACCAUCCUCAGUCAAUUCCAGCCUCCCAUCUUCGAAAGGGUGACAAGGUUUGCUGCAAGAGUGGCAUCGUGACCCUUCUGGAUGCCGAGCCCCUGAUCCUCGAUGAUGGUCUGCCAGAUUUUCCCGUCCCUGUAUUCUGGGUGGGACAUGAUUGCUUGCUGACCAAGGGCACGAAGAGGCAGGGAAGGCAGCGUGGCCUUCAGAGACUGUCUCUAAAAGUGCGACUCAUCCAGUAUUCCGACAACUGGCCAGAGGAGUUGAAUCAAGCGUACUGGCAGCUCGCAGGGAGAGUGGACAUCGCGACUCUCAAUGCACAGCUGCACCUCGUGGAUCGGUACGCCAACGAUUUGGGCGUCCUUGUCCGUGACGACAUCGCGCAAGUCUCCACAUGUGUGCCAUAUAGAGAGCACUUUCCUUUGAUUCUGCGAUGGUAG